CGCCCGUCGCCUCGUCCAGCUCCCACCACUCUCCUCCCCUCUCCACCAUGGCCUCGUCUCCCCACGCCAUCGUCUCGCCCUCGGUCCUUGCCAGCAACUUUGCCGACCUCGGGAACGAGAUCAAGCGUAUGAUGCACUGCGGCGCACAGUGGGUCCACAUGGACGUCAUGGACGGCCACUUUGUCCCCAACAUCACCAUGGGCGCACCCGUCCUCGCGAGCGUCAACAAGACGGUCGACAACGUCUUCAUGGACUGUCACAUGAUGGUCGCCGACCCGGCAAAGUGGGUCAAGCCUGUCGCAGAGGCCGGCGGCAAGUCGUACACGUUCCACAUCGAGGCCCUCUCGCACCCUGAAUCGGCGCACGAGCUCGUCGAGCUCAUCCACUCGACCGGGAUGCGCGCCGCCGUCGCCAUCUCGCCCGACACGCCCUCGAGCGCCAUCUCGGACAAGCUCGGCGAGAGCGUCGACAUGCUCCUCGUCAUGACCGUCGUCCCCGGCGCCGGCGGUCAAAAGUUCAUGCAGUCGUGCGUGCCCAAGGUCGCAGAGCUGCGCACCCGGUUCCCGACCAAGGACAUCCAGGUCGACGGUGGUGUCGGCCCGGGCACGGUCGGCUGCUGCGCGCGCGCCGGCUCGAACGUCAUCGUCGCCGGCACGGCCCUGUUUGGCGCCGACAAGCCCGCCGAGGUCAUCGCCGACUUCAAGCGCCAGAUCGACGAAAGCAAGAGCAAGUGGGGCACCGACGGCGCGCUCGAGGACAAGUAGAGCUCGACGAGCGAGCGUCGUAGAAGAGUGUCCAUAGGCUGUGCAAGGAACGCGUCGUCUGCAGUCG
Molecule: messenger RNA, 831 nt
Organism: Rhodotorula graminis WP1
Lineage: Eukaryota; Fungi; Basidiomycota; Microbotryomycetes; Sporidiobolales; Sporidiobolaceae
Exons: 6
Coding region: 48-764 (238 amino acids)
Biological process (GO): pentose-phosphate shunt; carbohydrate metabolic process; pentose-phosphate shunt, non-oxidative branch
Cellular component (GO): cytosol
Molecular function (GO): metal ion binding; D-ribulose-phosphate 3-epimerase activity
Source: RefSeq, a predicted model, not a curated record